Messenger RNA from Fusarium falciforme, 3462 nucleotides. Its product is annotated as Protein kinase domain-containing protein. The record is from RefSeq and is a predicted model, not a curated record. Gene Ontology annotation, molecular function: protein kinase activity; ATP binding. NCBI's taxonomy places the organism in Eukaryota, Fungi, Ascomycota, Sordariomycetes, Hypocreales, Nectriaceae. Gene Ontology annotation, biological process: protein phosphorylation. The transcript is spliced from 7 exons. The coding region runs from base 1 to 3462 and encodes 1153 amino acids.
AUGGCAGCCAAUACCCGCCAGCACGAAGGGCCUAUCUCUGUCAGCAGCAUCUUGAGCCGUCGGGUCAACCGAUUUCGCGAUGAUUCCGACCAGAAGAUUUAUGACACUUUUGUUCCCCAAGACAAUAUACAGUCAUUGACUGAGAGGGACAAGGUUGAACUAACAUUGAAUGAAGAACUAACCAAACCUGAAGAUAUUCUAGCAUUGACGGAGUACGUCGUAGGGAAGGCCAAGAAGGUGUUCCUACUCCUCAUUUACUCCGACACUAUCAAGUACAUCCGGGACCUUCAAACAACUGGUUUCACAGACGAAGACCUUCCAGUGAUCAUGAGGGAGUCCGAAGAUGGCUCCAGCGUAUCGGUUCAUAGGUGGCGCGCCCACGACACCUCGACGUAUGCAGAGAGGCAAAGCCUCACCUGCUUUUCGAGCUGGACUGAACCCGAACUUGAAGACUUCCUUGAGAAGCAGUGGAUUUUCCUAGCUCCAGUUUUCGCACGGAACAAGUUCGCCCAUGUCUUAUAUAGCCGGUCUCCCCUCCCUUACAUGCGCACACAGGGUUCUGACACGUCCUCGGGCGAGGGGCACUUUGGUACGAUCAGGAAGCGUGGCCUCCACAAUGGACAUCACAAGUAUCAGAGUUUGAUUAAAGAUGAAGGGACCGGGCGACAUAUCGCAGUUGCCGUGAAGACGCUGAACAACCAAGGCUCAGCGGUCACUGACGUCGAAAAGUUCUACACUAAAGAGAGUGAGACUCUUGAGAAGAUGAAGAAUCUGGGCCACCGCCAUCUGAUCAAGGCGGUUGCUGCGUACAGAAAGGGGCCUGACAGGUGCUUCGUGUUCCCGUGGGCACAGGAGGGCAGUCUUCGAGACUUUUGGCGAAACUACUCAGCCAGUCUUAAUGAAGGCCUCGUCUCUUGGGCUAUUGAGCAGAUGGUGGGCCUUUCCGAUGGCCUCAGGGAGCUACACAAGGAUCACACUCGCCAUGGUGAUCUCAAGCCAGACAACAUACUUUGCUUCACAUCCGGAAAUGAGAGGACUCUGGUGCUUGCCGACGUUGGUCUCGCAAAGUAUCACCCUGAAUAUACCCGAGACCGAACCAAAGCUACAACUACUCGACACGGGAGCAGGAUCUAUGAGCCGCCCGAGAUGUCCGCUAACCGAGGCAAUAUCGUCGUCUCACGGAAGUAUGACAUAUGGAGCCUAGGAUGCGUCUUCCUGGAGUUCACCAUUUGGUUGCUCUAUGGUCGGAGUGGUCUUGCCUCGUUCCGCAACACACUCCUCAACAAUCCCGACAUUGACAGAUUCUGGCAGAAUGACACAGAUGGGAAGCCAAAAAUACAUCCAGUUGCUCGAAACUGGCUCGACAAGAUUUUGGCCAAAGAUCUCCAAGGUGUUUCGGCGCUUCGUGACUUGGUCCGGUUGAUCGUCAAACGGCUUCUAGUCCCUGAUAUGGAAGAACGUGCCGAUGCCGAGGGCGUUUUUCCUGAACUCGAUACCAUCCGGCGCAACUCUUCAGGUAACCACCAAUAUCUAUUCAAUUCUGAGCUCGAGGAACUGGCGAAGCAGAGGGGCGGGUCAGACUUCAUUGCAGAGGAUGACAUGCCACAUCCUUCCAGAGAAUAUCCGCGCACGAGUUUGCUUCAUGGCCAGUGGCGAAACGUAACAGACAACGAAAGCGCACGCACGAUCAUCUCACAUCUCGAUUGGCCUUCCCUACGCCUAAAGGCUGAUGCGUCCGGAGUUUGCCAUUACUGUGCCACCUUGGGCUUUCAGCUACCUACCUUGGACUUACAUCGCAGCAUUGAAGAGCUGAGAAGUGGUUCGGACGAGUGCUCGCUCUGUCACUUCUUGUUCCGCUGUCUUUCAAAAGUCAAGCCCAAGCCCGAAGAGCCAGUGAGGCUGUUCCGAGAUGAUUCCUCACAUGCACUUCGAGUCCUCCCAAGUUCUGCUCCCGUCAUAUCCAUAUACUCUGACACAGUCUCUAGAGACAAUCCUCCAUCAUACGCCCAGCUCGGCCUGCCGAUUCUUCCCGAACUCGGUAGCCAACAGCAAUUCAAGCUUCUGAAUGAAUGGAUAAACUUAUGCGAUACGACCCACAACUGCACCUCUGUUCAGGGACACGAGGGACACGUCGGCAGCAUGCCUACGAGAGUCCUCCAUGUCGGUACCGUUGAGAACCCUUGCCUCCGACUUGUGGAGACUGGGGACAGUAUCAGGGACAAGUAUAUCGCUUUGAGCCACUGUUGGGGGAAGCUCUCAAAAGAGCAGAAAUUUGUCACGUCAGCUGACAACCUCGACAAUCGCAAGGAAGACAUCCCGUUCGAUGAAAUGCCAAAAAGCUUUCAAGAUGCGGUGAUAGUUACUCGUGAUCUUGGUGUUUCAUAUCUUUGGAUCGACUCCCUCUGCAUCAUUCAAGAAGACGAAGCAGACUGGGAGGUAGAGUCUGCCAAGAUGGAAGAGGUUUUCAGCUCGGCAUAUUGUACCAUUGCUGCGAGUUCCGCUCAGUCCUCGCUAGAGGGCUUUCUCGGAGACAGAGUCUCAAGGGCUUGCGUCACUAUCCAUCUUUCUCAGGGGCCCGUAUUAUAUCUCGCCGAGGCAAUCGACGACUUCCAGGGACAUGUCGAGCAGAGUGUUCUGAAUAGUCGUGGUUGGGUGCUCCAGGAAAGAGCACUUUCUCGUCGCACCAUACAUUUCACAUCAACUCAGACCUAUUGGGAAUGCGGACAAGGCAUUUACUGCGAGACCCUGGCUCGGCUACAGAAUCCACAAUCGCAGUUUCUCGGCGACUCUAGUUUCCCAUAUCUAGGGCUACAGUACUACAAGGACGAGCGGAUCCAACUUGUGCAGCACCUGUAUCGAGUCUACUGCGCACUUGAGCUCACAAACUCCACCGACCGAUCCAAGGCGAUUCUAGGUUUGCAGAAACGGCUCUCCCGGACCUUCAAGUCUGGGGCAGAUUACGGGGUCAUCUGGGGCUACUUCGAGAGGACCCUUCUUUGGCAAGCCAAGACCCCGAAUAGCCUGUCCCGUAUACCAUAUCGAGACAGGGGGGUUGUUCCCUCCUGGUCCUGGAUGGCGUGUACCGGGGAAAUCCAGUACAUGGAUAUUCCCUUCCGCCAAGUCAGCUGGACGGGAAAUCCUACGAACCCUAUUGAGAGCGUAUCGGAAGGUGAGGAAUGGGACGGGCAACUGACCGCUGAAGCAAGUCAACUCUUGGUUGAUGAAGACGAGCUCUCGAGAAGAGCUGUCAUUGACUGCAGCACGUUCACGUUCGACUCGGCCGCGUGGCGAUGUAUUGUGGUUGGCAAGAGUAAAGUGGCAGACGAAAGUGGCGACGUCGUUCAUUACGUGUUGUUGAUUCGACCAUUGGGAGGAUUGGCUCAGGUCUAUGAAAGGGUUGGAGUUGGUAUACUUCUGGGCGCACAUAUCUCGAGGGGAACCACAAGAGUGUAUCUCAGGUAG